Molecule: messenger RNA, 811 nt
Organism: Mizuhopecten yessoensis (Yesso scallop)
Lineage: Eukaryota; Metazoa; Mollusca; Bivalvia; Pectinida; Pectinidae
Product: platelet-activating factor acetylhydrolase IB subunit beta-like
Exons: 5
Coding region: 67-795 (242 amino acids)
Source: RefSeq, a predicted model, not a curated record
UGGUUGCGCAGCCUCCAACAGAUGUUGCUUCCGUGAUGCAUUGAUUUGCUGGCGAUUCCACAUCACAUGGCAGAGAUGAAGAAUUGUGCGGACAACCCGGAGCCUGUGGAGGAUAUCCAUGGAGACGGGCGUUGGAUGAGUCAGCAUCUCCGGUUUAUUGCGGAAGGAAAAGAGAGAGAACCAGAUGUCCUCUUUAUUGGUGAUUCAAUUAUCCAGCAGAUGAGGUUUUCCAAGGUUUGGAAGAUGUUGCUGGAACCCCUCCACUGCCUUAACUUCGGUAUUGGUGGAGACCAGACACAAAACGUCCUCUGGCGGGUGUCAAACCAGGAACUGGACAAUGUUUCACCAGAUGUGAUAGUCCUCAUGGUCGGUACAAACAACCACGGCCACAAUGCUGAGCAAAUUGUCGACGGAAUCAUGGCAAUCGCGGAAGUCGUUCGAACCAAGCAACCAAAGGCACAACUGAUCAUCAUGGGUAUUCUACCAAGGGGACAGAACCCUAACCCACUGAGGAUAAAGAACAGCAAGGUGAAUUCUCUACUCGAAGCAAAACUACGCUGUCGUGAAAAUGCAACAUUUUUCGCUGUGGAUGAUGAAGUGUUUGUUGGCAGUGAUGGGUCGAUUAGUGCAAGCGACAUGUACGACUACCUCCACCUUACUCCCGAGGGGUACACCAAGCUGUGCGAACCUUUACUGGGGGUGGUAGAGGACUUGUUACAGAUCUUUGUUAAAGUAGAGAAUGUCUCCCUCGACACAGACUCUAUGGCCGGGGAACUUGCCUCCGACACGCAAUGAACUGUCCGCUGUUACA